This is a messenger RNA of Spinacia oleracea (spinach), 2149 nucleotides long. RefSeq names its product protein WHAT'S THIS FACTOR 1 homolog, chloroplastic. NCBI's taxonomy places the organism in Eukaryota, Viridiplantae, Streptophyta, Magnoliopsida, Caryophyllales, Amaranthaceae. The record is from RefSeq and is a predicted model, not a curated record. The coding region runs from base 266 to 1540 and encodes 424 amino acids. The transcript has 3 exons. Gene Ontology annotation, molecular function: RNA binding.
UUUUGAGGGAAAUCUCAAAUUAAUUUAUGGACAAAAAGAAAAGGAAAAAAAAAACCAACGAAAGAUCUCUUCUCCAAACUCCUACUCUCAGCUGCUCUUUCAUCUCCUUCCUCUUUCUCCCGCCCCCGGAGUUGUAUCACCAGUUCACCACCACUAGUCGGCGGCUCCUCUGCAAUUUGGGGACUUCCAACCACCUCUUCUUCUCUGCUCGUUGCUAUUCUCAGUGUUCACCACAGUGGAAUUCUUGUUACAAAACGAUCUGAAAAUGAAAGUUAUCAGGUUCUCUCAGAACCUGAUGUUUACAAAUAAGAGUUUAAAGCAAUUAUUUAACAUUCUCAACAUUAGGGAAUUCUCUCUUUGGUCAAUGAAGAAAGACCCAGAUCUUGAAUCAGCUCUAUCCCAUAAUCGGCGUUGGAUUGUGAAUAACCAAAUCAAGAACAUAAUCUUGAGAUACCCUAACCAGGUAGUACCUGUAAAUUUCAUUCAGAAAAAGUUCAAGACCCUUGAUCUUCAAGGCAAAGCUCUCAAUUGGUUGAACAAGUACCCAUGUUGCUUUGAGGUCUUUCGAGAAAACAACGAGCUCUAUUGUCAACUAACAAAAAGAAUGAUGUGCUUAGUAGAGGAAGAAGAGUCCAUCAAGGAAGAACAGGAGCCUGUGUUUGCUGAGAGGUUGGCGAAAAUCUUGAUGAUGAGCUCAAAUCAAAGGCUCAAUGUAGUAAAGCUCGAUGAAUUGAAGCGGAAUUUUGGUUUCCCCGAUGAUUAUCUCAUUAGAAUCGUUCCAAAGUAUCCGGAAAUGUUUCGGCUUAUUAAUUACAGUGGCAGGAAAAGUGCAAUGGAGAUUGAGCUUGUACCAAGUAACCCCGAGUUACCAAUUUCGUUCAUUGAAAUGUCAGCUAGCAAGCAGAAGCAGAAUAAUACAGAGCCUGCCUUUUCAUGUUCAUUGCCUUCGACAUGGAUUAAAUCAUGGGAGAAGUUUCAUGACUUCAAUUCAACACCUUAUAUUUCACCUUACACAAAAAAUUCAAGCAGUUUAGUUGAAGGAACAAAGGAGCAUGAGAAAAGGACAGUGGCCUUGGUGCAUGAAUUACUAUCACUGACUCUUUGGAAGAAGAUGUCAGUCAUAAAGCUAGGCCAUUUCAGGAGAGAGUUUGCAUUGCCAGAGAAGUUAAAUGUUUUGCUUUUAAAACAUCCUGGAAUAUUUUAUGUAACAAAUAAAUAUAGGACCUACACGGUUCUUCUCCGAGAGGGCUAUAAUGGCUCAAAGCUAAUCAACAAGGAUCCCGUUGUUGUGGUGAAGGAUAAAUUUGGGGAACUAAUGCAAGAGGGGCUACACGAGUACAAUCAACGAGGGCGUUUAUCAAACCUAGAGAAGAGGAAGAAGAGAGGUAUAAUAAUUAUGCCUAAAGUAGAGAAAAAGGACAAGAAUGUAGAAAUAUCUGAACAAGAAGAAGAAGAAGAUCGAGUAGGUCAUUCUGGACGUCUAUUUGAUCCUGAGGAAAGGAAAAGGUUUUACAAGAUACUGUUUGAAGAGGAUUCCUGAGAUUCGUGAAUCUGGAAGUUGGUUCCUUAUUUCAGGAAUAUGACCAUGGAAUUUGCCAGUAAUUCUAACAAGUGAAAGUAAUAGGAUUUCUAAAUUUGAAGCAUAUUCAGAUAUAUGACACUGGAGUGGGACAUUGCAUCCAAUAUACUCAAAAUCAGCUGAAUACAAGAAACAUGGUUCGUUUAGUUCAGAUCAAAACUACGUCUCAAUCCCGCAGAAGAUGGAAAAGUGACACUUGAUUGCAGAAAGUGGCUCCUUAACCUCUGGGAGUGACCUGAAUUACGGCUGCAGAGCGGACAUCGUGAAACUUUAAUUUAGCAAUGGAUGGAAAGCUCAAUUACGGCUGUAUAUACACGAAGUAAUAUUGUUUGACAUCCAAAUAUUUGGAUGUUGCUAAAAGUACUAUCCAUUCUCUCUACCUAUUUUAUUGUUUUUAUUCAAUUUUCUCUCUUGAACACCAAAUGUUGGUGUUUGAUGAACAUGUAAUGAUAUUUUUGAAUAGUGUGAUGAUUAUAUGGCAUUUUUGUAAAUAAAUUGUCAAAAUAUACCGUCUGGAUAUUUUUAAAUAGUGUGAUGAUUAUAUGGGAAAUUCUCUCUACCUAUCAAGAA